AUGGUAGAAGUUACGAGUGACGCACUGCUCCUCCUCCUCCUCCUACUCCCCAUCUCCAUCAUCAUCCUCUUCUCAACCCUAUCCAUCUUCACCAAAAACAACAAAGCCUUCCCCCUUCCUCCAGGGCCAUGGAAGCUCCCCAUCAUCGGCAACAUCCACCAACUCGCCACCUUCCCUCUGGUCCACCGCCGCCUAGCCGACCUAGCCCGACGACACGGCCCCGUGAUGCACCUCCAGCUCGGCGAGACCUCGAACGUCGUCGUAUCGUCCCCUGAAUCCGCCAAGGAGUUCCUCAAGACCCACGACCACAACUUCGCCUCCCGACCUUACAUGCCCUCGGCCCACACCAUCUUCUACGACUCCCGAGACAUCGCGUUCGCCCCCGAGGGAGACUACUGGCGCAGGAUGAGAAAGAUCUGCACCGUCGAGCUGCUGAGCGAGAGGAGGGUCCGGUCCCUCCGCCCCAGCAGGGAGGAAGAGGUGGCGAAGUUGGUAAGAUUCAUUCGGGAAACUACCGAAGAAGAAGGAGGAGGUAUGGUGAACCUGAGCAAACUGGUGAUCUCCGCGGGGAACGCCAUGACCUCGAGGGCUGCGUUCGGCAGGAUCCGGAAGCUGGAGGAAUCCUUCAUACCGGUGCUGCACCGGAUCCUGAAGGCGCUGGGAGGGUUCAGCGUGGGCGAUGUUUUCCCGUCGCACAAGUGGCUGCGUGUGGCCAUUGGGACGGAGAGGCACCUGAGGCAGCUUCACGAGGAGGCGGAUGCCAUCUUGCAGGAGAUCAUUGAUGAGCAUGUUUCCAGAGGAAGGAGAGAUGAUGAUGAUGAUCCAGAUCUGGUGGAUGUGCUCUUGGGUUGCACUGACAACCACCUCGAGAUCAAAGCUGUCAUCUUGGUAUGUAUAUUGCAUCUUAUUGUUCUUGAUGUAUUUUUGGCUGGAGCCGACACUUCCCCGUAUACCGUCGAAUGGGCCAUGUCUGAACUGAUGAGGAAUCCGAACAAGAUGGCAGAAGCACAAAAAGAGGUGAGGGAUAUGUUUGACAAAAGAGGGAAAGUUGUGGAUGCAACAAGUCUCGACGAGCUCCAGUAUCUCACGUUAAUCAUCAAAGAAACUUUAAGGUUGCACACUCCUACUCCUUUGUUGAUUCCAAGAGAAGCCCGAGAAACGGUCGUGAUCAGCGGAUAUCAGGUACCAGCGAAAACGAGGGUCAUCGUCAACUCAUGGGCCAUCGGUCGAAACCCUGAGCACUGGACCCAACCGGACCAAUUCAUACCGGAAAGAUUCCUCCACACUUCCGUCGACUACAAAGGUUAUGACUUCCAGUACAUCCCGUUCGGAGCAGGACGAAGAAUGUGCCCAGGAUUGCAUUACGGGAUCGCCACGGUUCGUAUCUUGCUCGUCAAUUUGUUGUAUCAUUUCGACUGGAAGCUCCCAAAUAAAAUGAAACCCGAGGACCUCGACAUGGAUGAAGAAUCUGGGGGUACGGUUGCAAGGAAAAAUAAUUUGCAUCUCAUUCCCAUCCCCUACCAUGCACCCUAAGUAGUAAUAAAUCAAGCGAUGAAUUGGAUUCAGGCAUUGUGUCGUUCAGUUAUCUUUAAAAAAAAAAUGUGUGGCUGAGAUUUUCAUCUAGAGGCCUGAUCUUUUGUAAUUUUGUGUUUUCAGUUCAAGUGUUAAGGAAUAAUGUACUCUCUAUUGUACUCCCC
This is a messenger RNA of Linum tenue, 1697 nucleotides long. The record is from the annotation of a GenBank genome assembly. Lineage: Eukaryota; Viridiplantae; Streptophyta; Magnoliopsida; Malpighiales; Linaceae.